UUUUGCGCUGAAAAGCCAGUAGUUCCGCCAUACGGUGUGAUAAACCUUCGCUGAACAAAUGUGAAUGCCUAGAUCGGGAAAUAUUUUAAGUGCUCGUCGCUGGAUCCAACAAAAAUGUCCAAAAAACAAAAAAAUCUCGCAGCUGGCACGUUGCGCGGGAAAGAAGCGUUACUCGAGUGGUGCAAGCGACAAACGGUGGGAUACAAGAACGUUCGUGUGUCUAACAUGACAACCUCAUGGAGAGAUGGAUUAGCCUUUUGUGCUAUAAUACACCGCUACAAGCCGGACCUCAUAGAUUUUCAGAAUCUAUCGAAGGAAGACAUGUUGAAAAAUAACGAACUGGCUUUUAAGGUAGCAGAGGAACAGCUCGGUGUCCCCGCUUUAUUGGACGCGAGAGAUCUGGUGUCUAUGGAUGUCCCGGAUGAACAAAGCGUCAUGACUUAUCUUUCUUCGUUGUUUUUCAGUCUAAACAACUUCAAACCUUCAGAAGACACAGCGGAAAUAAACAACAAUACGAUACCGAAAGGGAGGCCCAAGCGAUAUCUGUUUGAUAUUCUGGCCGACGAGGCAUACAAGCGACGGUUCAAACUCAGACAGCGCGAGGUAGUCGAGGAACCUUGUAAUGAUACCGAAGUGACUGCUUAACAAACGAUUUAGAAUGGCUACUUUUUUAAAAUGAAAAUGAAUAUAUGAGCCAGUCAAGUCGUGUCUUGGAGAUUUCAAGCGCUCAGAAACAUUGCUGUGUAGUAUGAUGGAGUAAUAAAUCGAACAAUGUCGAAUGCUAAGGUGCCCUUGUGGGAAAAAUAUUGCAAAUCAAUAUUAACCAUGGAAUUCUUUCCAACUAUACUUGAAAAGGAAACCACGUUUGAAUUUUGCUAUAAUGAGCAGAGCACUUCUUCAGGCAAAACUAAAAGCUCUUUUAAAAGUAUAACCUUGACAAGUACCCGGCUUUCUUGGAGUAGCUUAGAUUUAAAAAUCUGUCACAUUUGUAUGUCAUUAAAAGAAAGAUAAAAGAUUAAAGCCUUCA
Molecule: messenger RNA, 1027 nt
Organism: Pocillopora damicornis (cauliflower coral)
Lineage: Eukaryota; Metazoa; Cnidaria; Anthozoa; Scleractinia; Pocilloporidae
Product: MICAL-like protein 2
Molecular function (GO): protein binding
Source: RefSeq, a predicted model, not a curated record